AUGGACAAAAUAAAUUUCACUAUAAACGGAGAACGCAUCACCUUGUCUGGGUCUGAAUUGUCUCCAUUGACUUCACUAAACGACUACUUGCGGAACAACCUAGGCCUUGUGGGAACUAAGGCAAUGUGCCAUGAAGGUGGUUGCGGCGCAUGUGUUGUUUCGGUAACGAUAACUCAUCCUGUGAGUAAGGAAAAACAAACUAUUUCAGUUAACUCGUGCCUAGUAGACGUCAUCUCUUGUCACGAAUGGGAGAUCACCACGAUAGAGGGGUUGGGAGGUAGAAAACAAGGUUACAAUGUGCUGCAGACUAGGUUGGCUGCAUUCAACGGCACCCAAUGUGGGUAUUGCACACCUGGCUGGAUUAUGAGUAUGCACAGUUUACUCGAGGGAUCAAAGAAAAAACUCACCACUAGGCAAAUAGAAAGAUCGUUUGGUGGUAACAUUUGCCGCUGUACUGGUUAUCGGCCUAUUUUGGAUGCCUUCAAGACCUUUGCUACUGAUGUUGAAUAUAACGAUAAAAUUAAGGAUUUGGAAGAUCUUGAUAAAUUAAAAUGUGCUAAACAAUGUUUCGAUAAGGACAAUAUUGGAGACGAUUGGUGUAUCAUAGAUAAUAAUAGUGAAUAUUUAUUAAACGUUAACAUGGAUACAAACAGAUGGUACAAGGCUUAUUCUGUUAGUGAUGUUUUCAAGAUCUUACAGAAAGAGGGAACAGAUAAUUAUACAUUAGUGGCGGGAAAUACUGGGAAAGGAAUGUAUCCAGUAGCAAGAGAACCCCGACUUUUUAUCGACAUAGCUUCGAUAAGCACGUUGAAAGACAUGCUCAUAGAUGCGAACCUAGUUCUAGGUGCAGGUCUCUCGAUUAAUGAAACCAUGGCGAUAUUUCAGGAUCAAAUGAAAAACGACGAUUUUUCGUAUUUAAAACAAUUUCACGAUCACCUAGAACUAGUCGCAAAUGUACCGGUUAAGAAUAUUGGAACAAUUGGUGGUAAUUUAGCGAUAAAAAAUGUUCACCCGUUCUUCGCCUCCGACAUUUUUGUCAUAUUUGGAACAGUCGGAGCUACCGUGACAUUGGAGGACAUGAAUUCAAAAAGUAUUGAAGUCAAUUUACCGAAAUUCUUAAAAACGGAUCUCAGAAAUAAGAUAAUUUUGAACGUGAAGAUACCACCCUUAAAUAGUAAACACUUGAUAAGAACUUACAAGGUAAUGAAUCGUGCACAAAACACACACGCUAUAGUCAACGCUGGAUUCCACUUCUAUCUAGACAAAAACCAAAACAUUUUAUCAUCAAACAUAAUCUACGGCUCCAUAAGUCCUAAGUACAAUCAUGCAAGGAGGGUCGAGGAAGCGCUCAUUGGUCUACCGUUGUUUAGAGAGGAAACUCUGCGGACAGCGCUCGUUAUAUUACAAGAGGACAUUAUACCUUUAGAGGCUGCUCCGGAACCAUCGCCAUUUUGCAGGAAGGCUAUUGCCUUGGGGUUAUUUUAUAAGGCUAUACUUUCUUUAAGUCCUUCAGUACAUCCAAGAUACAAAUCUGGAGGUGAUAUACUAUAUAGGCCUGUAUCAAGCGGUACUCAAACCUACGACACAGACAAAGACUUAUGGCCGCUCAAUCAACCGCUGCCGAAGCUGGAAGCCCUGGCUCAGUGCUCCGGCGAGGCGCUGUACUCCUGCGACGCAGCGCCGGCGCCGCGAGACGUGCACGUCGCCUUCGUACUCUCCACGAUCUGUCUCGGCGAGAUCGUCGACAUUGACGCGAGUGAAGCUUUGAAUAUUCCAGGUGUUGUGGCAUUUUUUACUGCAAAAGAUAUUCCGGGAAAGAAUUCCUUCACUCCUCAGGAAUUACCCUGGCAGAGUGCUGAUGAAGAAAUACUGGCCAGUAAAAACAUAUUGUACUUCGGCCAACCGAUUGGCUUAAUUGCGGCAGUAACAAGAAAGUUGGCUAUCAAGGCUGCUGAUUUAGUUAAAGUAUCGUACACAAAGUACAAUACAAAGCCAGUUUUAAGCAUAGCAGACGCCCUGAACGCUCCGGAUAAAGAUAAACGGCUUCGCAAGGAUAUAACAGUCGAUGCCAAAGAUAAAGGGAACGACACAACCUAUACAAUCAAAGGACAUUUCAACAUCCCCGAUCAGUAUCAUUUCACAAUGGAGACGCAAAGCUGUAGAGUAGAACACACGCCACGCGGAUUACACGUACAGUCGGCGACACAGUGGAUGGACUUUAUACAAAUUGCCGUAUCAAAAUCAAUGGAUAUGCCGUUGAACAGCGUGAAGGUGUCGGUGAGAGCUGUGGGUGGCGGGUAUGGCGGCAAGGGCUCGCGCUCGGCGCUGGUGGCGUGCGCAUGCGCGCUGGCCGCGCGCCGCCUCGGCCGCAACGCCGCGCUCGCGCUGCCGCUCGCCCACAACAUGCUCGCCAUCGGCAAACGGCAGCCCGCGACCUUCCUCUACGAGGUGAGCGUAAACGACGAUGGUAUUAUUCAACAAGCGGAUGUAUCGUUUUACUCAGACUGUGGUAUAACAUACAGCGAAUCGCCUGUUAACACUAUUGCCUCGGUUAUGACAAAUUUGUAUGAAUCGUCUAGAUGGAACAUCAAAGGGUACAGCGUACUUACUGACAAACCUAGCAAUACUUGGUGCAAGGCUCCAGGAACGACCGAAGCGAUAGGGUUCAUGGAACAUCUAAUGGAACGAAUUUCAUUCGUAACGAAAAAGGACUCAAUCGAUGUACGAAAAGUUAAUAUGGCGUCCAAGCACAGCCCUCUAAUAGAUAUGAUUGAUACUUUAAAAAAGGAUUCUAGUUACGAUGACCGAAGAGCUGAAAUCGAGAAAUAUAAUAGAGAAAACGCUUGGAAAAAGAAAGGUUUAAAGCUAUCCAUUAUGAACUUUCCCAUUGAAUAUUACGGAGUUUUCUCAGUCACAAUUUCUGUUUACCACGGUGAUGGGACCAUAUUGAUCUCCCAUGGAGGAAUUGAAAUGGGUCAAGGUAUUAAUACGAAGGUUGCUCAAGUUUGUGCAUACACUUUGAACGUUCCAUUAAAUACGGUGGAAGUUAAGGAUUCUGACAGCUUCGUAACUCCUAACAAUAUGGCUAGUAAUGGAAGCAUUACUAGUGAGUGUAUAACGUUUGCGACUAUUAAGGCGUGUAAGGAAUUGUUGACGCGGUUGGCUCCAGUAAAGGAAAAGCUUAAUGAUCCAAAUUGGUUCGAAAUCGUUAAAGCUGCAUUUGACCAAGGAAUAAACCUACAAGUGAGCGCGAUGACGGAACCUACGGAAUUGCCCGAAUACACAGUUUACGGAGUAUGCGCCGCGGAAGUGCACCUAGAUGUACUGACUGGAACACAUAUACUGAGCAGAGUGGAUAUAGUCGAAGAUACCGGCCGCAGUCUCAAUCCAGAUGUUGAUGUGGGACAAAUCGAAGGAGCCUUUACAAUGGGCCUAGGUCUUUGGACGACGGAGCAGUUGAUCUACGAUCCCUCGGGCCAACUAUUGACGAAUCGUACAUGGUCGUACAAACCACCCGGCGCCUGUGAUAUACCAGUGGAUUUUCGCGUCUCCAUCACAAGAAAUCCCGUCAGUAAUAUUGGUGUUUUGAGGUCUAAAGCGACGGGUGAACCAGCUUUAGUGAUGGCAGUAGUUGUCACGUUUGCAUUACACGAGACUAUUUUUGAAGCCAGAAAGGAAUAUGGCUAUGACGAUACGGAAUGGAUACAUGUCGAUACACCUUACUGCGUGGACAAUGUAAUAAAAGCUAUUUCGCCAAAUAUAAAAAGCUACGCGUUGAGAAAAUAA
Melitaea cinxia (Glanville fritillary) is the source of this 3786-nucleotide messenger RNA. Its product is annotated as xanthine dehydrogenase/oxidase-like. Gene Ontology annotation, molecular function: iron ion binding; FAD binding; oxidoreductase activity. The coding region runs from base 1 to 3786 and encodes 1261 amino acids. The transcript is spliced from 21 exons. Lineage: Eukaryota; Metazoa; Arthropoda; Insecta; Lepidoptera; Nymphalidae. The record is from RefSeq and is a predicted model, not a curated record.